Molecule: messenger RNA, 1622 nt
Organism: Balaenoptera ricei (Rice's whale)
Lineage: Eukaryota; Metazoa; Chordata; Mammalia; Artiodactyla; Balaenopteridae
Gene: CRIP3
Product: cysteine rich protein 3
Source: RefSeq, a predicted model, not a curated record
GCUGUGUUGUAUUCCCACCCAAUUUCUUGGGCAGCUGAUGGAUCUCUGGGAGAAACACAAGAAAACCUGCUGAAAUGGAAAACUACUGCUGAAGGAAGGAUUGUUCAUCUCUUAGGCUUCCAUUUGGAUGGGCCUGCCUUAACAUUGUUUGAAAUGCAGCGAGCAAUUGCAGAAGUCUUCAUAUUUCUAGAAGGAAGGACUGCAGAAGACAUUUUUGCCCCAGGGAGGCAGGGAUAGAAGCUACAGAAACGAUGAGCGUCCUUGGGGCCAAUGGGCAGUCACCUCUAGGGUCUGACUCCAGAAGCUGUGGAAUUCAGAUCUUCUCAUCCCCUGGGCCCAGUGCUCCCAGCAAGUAGAACAUCUCCUAUCUCGGCUUUAGCCUUCCUUCCUGGUCCAUACAAGAAUCAAGCUCAGGAGAAGAAGAGAAAAAGCCCAAUCAUUUUGGAGUUGGGAAGAGGCUAGAACAUGGCUCCUGAUUCUGUGACCUUGAGCUUCAUAGAGGAACUGAAAGACUCCUCUAUAAAAAGGUGGAGUGGUUCUAAAUUUCCGGCGGCCAGUGGGAACCGAGCAGCAGCGGAUUCAGCCCAAAGAGGCUCAAGGCUGAGCCAUGGGAGGGGCCAGCGAAGGGGGCGGGAACUGAACCCCGGCGGACUUGUACAGUGUGCGGCGCCGGCUGCUCAGAGCGGAGCCAUGAGCUGGACCUGCCCGCGUUGCCAGCAACCCGUUUUCUUUGCAGAGAAGGUGAGCUCCCUGGGCAAGAACUGGCACCCAUUCUGUCUGAAAUGUGAGCGCUGCCACAGCGUCCUGUCCCCAGGAGGGCAUGCAGAGCACAACGGAAGGCCGUAUUGCCACAAGCCAUGCUAUGGGGCUCUCUUUGGACCCAGGGGGGUGAACAUUGGUGGUGUGGGCUCCUACCUCUACAAAUCCCCCACCCCCACCCCUGCCAGUGCUACUCCCCUUAGCCCCAGCAGGUUCAGCCCCCCCAGGCCCAGGACUGGCCUCCCCCAGGGCAAGAAAAGCCCUCCCCACAUGAAGACGUUCACUGGGGAGACCUCGCUGUGCCCAGGCUGUAAGGAACCCGUCUAUUUCGCUGAGAAGGUGAUGUCUUUGGGCAGAAAUUGGCACCGACCCUGUCUGAGGUGCCAGCGGUGCCGGAAGACCCUGACUGCUGGGAGUCACGCUGAGCAUGACGGCGUCCCCUACUGCCACAUCCCCUGCUAUGGCUACCUGUUUGGCCCCAAAGGUGUGAACAUUGGUGAUGUGGGCUGCUACAUCUAUGACCCCGUGGAGAUAAAAUCCAAAUGAGAUGCUCAUAGCAGAGGUCACCCUAACUCAGGCCUCCCAUCAUCCUCUCCAUGGUCCAAUGGAAGCUACAGAAUUCUCUAGUCCCAUGAGGGUAGGAGAAGGUGGGAUUCUGGCGGCCUGGGCCUAGGCUCCAUGGUAGACCAGAGUCUAGACUUUCUCUGCCAACUCCUCCCUUUCCCAUUCCUAUCUGGUCAGGGAACAUAGGCCACCCCAUUUGAAGGUUAGUGUCUUGGUCUUCCCAAUCCCUUGACCCAGCAAAUUCUGUAACUUCAAGGUACUCAUAAAACUUCUGUUUAUUUUGGCUUCUCCAAUAAAAU